Seriola aureovittata is the source of this 5784-nucleotide messenger RNA. Its product is annotated as plakophilin-3-like. Gene Ontology annotation, cellular component: cytoplasm; plasma membrane; adherens junction. Bases 142 to 2544 code for a protein of 800 amino acids. Gene Ontology annotation, molecular function: cadherin binding. NCBI's taxonomy places the organism in Eukaryota, Metazoa, Chordata, Actinopteri, Carangiformes, Carangidae. The transcript has 13 exons. The record is from RefSeq and is a predicted model, not a curated record. Gene Ontology annotation, biological process: cell-cell junction assembly; cell-cell adhesion.
CCAUUUCAUAGAGGACACGAAGAAGACCAAGUAUCCCUGCCUGCAGUCGGACGAGCCGCGCCCCGCUGUCGGACCUACAACUUCAAACACUUUUUUCUUUUCUCUUCACCUGGGUGAAAUACUUUGUUUCCCGCUGCGAGUAUGAGUGUGGCGGUGGCGGUGGCGGAGGGCUGUUUUCUAUCCGCCCUGCAGCCCAACUCUUCCUGCACCGCUUAUGUGGUUCCCUCGGGCGGCCCGUGUCCGGACCCCGUCGCUAAAGCCAGGAGAGUCCAGGAGCAGGUCCGGAUGCGGCUGGCUGAGAAGAAGUCAUCCUCCCUGCCCAGACUGGACGACUCGCUGGUCGGAUCAACAGGUGAGCCACAUCCCGUUGAGAUGGUUGGCUUCAAAUUCGCCCCCGGUGCUUUGUCCAAGACAUUAGCAGAUUACAGCCUUCCUGCAGGAAAGACCUUCAGCCAUGGUUUCAGUUCCAGAUCCAUGAUACACACACCCAGCCGCGUCAUGGCUGUUCCCACGGUGCCCCUCCACUCCUCUGGUUUCUCCUCUCGCUCUGCUGCGGAAACAAGUUCAAAGGUGAACCACAAAGGAACCAGCAUGGUACAGAGCAACUUCCAGACCUACCAGUCACAGAGCAGAAGCAGGCGCUCUAAGUCACUGUGCCAAGGUGACCAGGAGGGGAUUCCACUCACUGUGUUGGAUGCUCCAGAGAAUACCUCCUACCAAAUCAAUGUGCCUCCCCCAGGCACCCUUAGGCGCAGCCUUAGUGGGAUACUGGCCCAGGAAAGAGGCCACUGGCAGGAAGAGCUGCCGUGUCAGUACACAUACAAAGGCCCCUCCCACCGCACCAUUAGCCGCAUCACUAACAGGCAGCAGCACUACCAGCAGCAGGGCUCUGCCUUUGAGAGGGAGGGCUGGCUGGGGACGGGCAGGAGCGUCCCCAUGGCAGGGGACGGCUGGGGGACACAGUGGCAGCAGCAUGUGUCCAGGGCCAACCAUGCAAUGGGGGCGGGGCAGUACCAAGCCUCCCUCCACCGGGCUGCCUCACUCCGCAGUGUGAGGAGUGUUGGGAAAGGGGUGGAUGUCUUGGAUGGAGCAUCGAUACACAGCAAUGACCCACUGGGAGAGAUGCACGGUCUGGACAUGGCUACAGCUGUCAGAUAUCUUUCUGAAUCAGACACUGCCUUGCAAGUUCUGGGGGCUGCAUACAUACAACACCAAUGUUACCAUAGCAACGAUGCCAAAAACCAGGUCCGUACGCUGCACGGUGUUCCAGCUCUGGUUCAGCUCUUCACCAGUGACAACCGAGAGGUGCAGCGUUAUGCCACCGGCGCCACGCGGAACCUCAUCUACGAGAACAGUGACAACAAGGUGGCGCUCAUCAAUGCCGGUGGAGUGACGUCUCUCGUCAGCAUCCUGAGCGAACCGGACGAGGAGCUUCGAAAGACCAUCACAGGUGUCCUGUGGAAUCUGUCCUCCAGAGACAACCUGAAGGAGAAGUUGUCCAAAGAAGCUUUACCAGAGCUGACAGAAAAAGUACUGAUUCCUCUGUGCAACAGCAUCCCACUGAACCCAUCUGAGAGGGAGAUCUUCUACAACACCACCGGCUGCCUCAGGAACUUGAGCUCAGUGAAUGAGAGGACGAGACAGAAGAUGAGAGACAUGCGAGGCCUGGUGGACUCUCUGGUGUCCUACAUUGAACAAGAGGAGAAGGCUGAUGACAAGGGUUUGGAGAAUUCAUUGUGUGUGAUGAGGAAUCUGUCCUACCAGCUCUACACAGAGCUUCCUCCCUCAGUCCGACUCCGUCUGGAGGGACAAACGAGAGCUUCCGCCUCCAGGGACAACACGACCAUCGACUGCUUUACUCUUUACAGCAAAAAAAACACUGAGCGUAACCAGAACCUGUCCAUACUGUCUGAGGUGUCCCGACAACCUAAAGGGUCUGAGUGGCUUUGGCACCCUAAGGUGGUGGCGCUGUACAAGCUUGUUCUAGAAAACAGGGACAUCAGCUCCACUAGCCGCGAGGCUGCUAUAGGAGCGCUGCAGAAUAUCACCACAGGAGACGCCAGGUGGUCAUCAGUAAUGAGUGGUGUAGUGAUGGAGCAAGAGCGGAUGCUGCCCAUCCUGCUGGAUCUGUUAGACACCAACAGUGACAUGGAGCUGAGGUCUUUGACCGGCCUGCUGAGAAAUCUGGCCAGACACUCCAACAACAAAGACCACACGGCAAAGAACAUGGUGAACGUUCUGGUGUCCAAGCUUCCGAGCGAUGGUCUUCAGAAAACACCAUCCAGCGAGGUGGUGGUCAACAUCUGUGGAGCCCUCAAUCACCUGGUCACCUGCAGCUCCAUAGCCGCACGUGACAUCUCGUACUUCAACGGCCUGCCCAAACUGGUCGGCAUAAAGUCAUUCCAUGAUAGCAGCUCUGGGAGUCUGAAAGCUUCCAGAGCAGCCUCAACUGUCCUCUGCAACAUGUUCCAGUACAACAAGCUGCACAAAGACUACAAACUGAAAGGAUUUGCCAGACGAGACUUCACAGACGCCACCAUCUAAACAUGUGACAUGAUUCUUCCUGAGUUUCUGACCUCUGGAUCAAAGCUGUUGUGAGGAAGAGAGGAGGAACAACAAAAGGUUUUAAUGAGCAGAUUAUCUCACAGUGAUCGACUUAAGGAAUGGGAAAAAUGGACUGGAUAAACUGGAGUGAUGGACUUUGAGUUUGCCCUCUUGUAGGUGGUUGUUAACUUGGCUUAGUUUGCAGAAGAUUGACUGUCAUGACGGGAACUUGAUGGUUUCCACAAAUCAAAGUGGCUUCACCCCCAAAAUUACCGUAUACUGUGUGUGUGUGUGUGUGUGUGUAUUAGGGUUUGACUGAUAUGGGUGUUUGCUAGCACUGACUCCAUUUGUUUUGGACUGAUGUUGCUGAUAUAUAAUGGUACACACACACACACACACAUUAACUCAACAUCUAGUCAGUGUGUGGAGUGUGGGUGAAGCAGUGUGGACAAAAGUGGAGAGGGUAGGUGGAAAAAAAUGAGAUAAAGAGAAACAGUGGAGCAGAGAGAGCAAAGUCAAACACACUUUCAGGGCCCUCUGCACAUUGCAUCAUCUCAAGUUCAUUCUGUUUUAAAAACGAAGGAAUUAAGCAAUCAUGCUAUAUAGAAAAGUAUGGAAAUAUAGAAACUAAAGUCUUUUCUGUCAGGUGGAAGAACCUGAGCUUCUUGGUGAUCAACAGAUGUUCUGAGGAAACGCCAGGUGCAAAACAAAGACCUCAAACCUGCACCAUAACUGUACAUAUUAUUUCUUCUUCACAUAGACUUAAUUAGUGCAUUGACUAACUCUUGAGAAUGAAGAUUCUUUGCUUUUUUUUUUGGAUGUUUUAUGAAGAGGUAUUUGUGUGUAUUAUUAAAACAGUAAACAGAAAAAAUAUAUUUACACAAAACAGUAACAGUGUUCGCCGUCUGUUAUAAAUGUGUAGAGAUUAGCCUGGAUGUUAGAGUCCCAGUUGUGCCCUGACUUUGAUGAUGAUCAGGUCAAAAUUUGAAUUUGGUUUGGUUUAUGACCAAACACCUGAAAAACGAAUGACAUUUCCAUCAGACUAGAGGUGUAUGAACAAAUAUUUAUCGAUGAAUUUUCAAAGUGAACUGACUAUACUGACUCACCAUUGUCAGUGAGCGAAUCAGCAGCUUUUAGCAGUGGAGCUGGUGACUUGCAACACUGUUUGUACAGUAGGUCAGAAAUAAUAGGCUGGCGAGCAAUUAACCUUAUGUACAGUGCUGCACUGUAUAGACUAGUUUUGUACUGAAAUGAAUGUGACAGUUUGCACUAGUAACAGACUGAACAUGUUACUGUAGACAGUCGGAAUUCACGCUGAACAUCAGCCCGUGUGAAUGUCAUUGCUUUGUAUCUACUGAAGUGCCUUACCUUACCUUGCCUUAGAGAGAAAAUCAAACAACCUACAUAGAAAUGUCAUUCCUAAUUUCCACCGUUGUGGGACCGCGCUGAUUAGCAAAUCUUAGCAUACUUACAUGCUAAGAUGAUUAAUACGGACGGUAAACAUUAUCUGCUAAAUAUUAGCAUGUUGGAAUUGUUAUUGUAAGCACGUUUACAUGCUAACUUUAGCAUUUAGCUCAAGGCACCACUGUACUUACUGUAAGGCCUCAGAGUUGACAGCUGAUGGCUGUUUGUAGGUAAAAUUAUCUAUCUUAGAUAUUAACCAUCAAACACAUGGUUUAACCAUUUACAUUCAGUGUGUACAAAUGAGCUCUUAGAGGGGUAGAGUUGCAGUUAGGUUUUAAUCUACAUCGAAUCUAACACAGUAUUAACCAAUACACAGCAACGAAAAAGGAUCUGGAAUUUCCAAUGAGGUGACUCAUGACCUUGAAAACUAUACUGUAUGUGCAGUGGUAUGGGUUUAAAGAUGGUAAAAAUUGUGUUAUUUAAAAAAAAAAAAAAAAAAAACACACACACUUCUACUCUGCCCCAUAUAAUCAGUCCAGUCAAAAAAAAAACUUGAUUAAAAAGGAGAAGCCUCAAAAUAAUUUCUGAACUGUGAUGGGUGAAUGACUCAAAGAGUAAACAGGGGGAUUUCUGCGGAUGGGUGUGUGGGAGAGAGUUGCCGUCAGACUUGGAUUUUAUCUGACAGGAUACUGCAGAUUCCACAGAAGCUCCACAGCAUUUAAAUGGAAGGGAGGACAGGAGGAGGGGAGAAGGGAGGGGCUCAGCCAGACCUGGUUCUGCAGUGGGAAAAACACAGGAGAAGGGCUUCAACAUAACCUGAAACAGAAAAUGAGUAAAUAUUAUCCACAUCCAUUAUGCUGCUGGAAGUUAUUUUCAUGAACCUUUACAUCCAUUCUCUUCCUUCAGUUUGUCAAGCAGGUUAAGCUGCACCAAUGAGGACAGGAAGUUAGAUCAGACAGACCAGCAUCAUUUAUGGAGUACGCAGUUGUUUUAAAUGUGCUUUUUGUUAUUUUGGCUCAUAAAUUGUUUCCCUUGUUCUGUAAUUUUGUAGUCCACAUAUGCCAGCAAGUUUACUGCUCAUAUGCUGUUGUUACUCUACACAAGGCUAUCUCCUUACUUAGGUUUUGAUACUUUGAGAAAAUAACCAAUUAGAUUUCCAAAACAGUGUCAGUUAUUCCAGAUAGUGUAUUUUCGGAAAUUUGCUCCUAAAAUGUUGAGACUGGAGGUCAUCUCAGCAGCUUGUACUCCAGCUCCCAAGUAGACUGGCCUGUUUAUGUGCACCUUCGUCCUGGGAAGAGGAGUCUUAUUUCAACAAAGCCCUUUGGUGAUUUACUGCUGGCUCUGCUGUCUAGUAUUUUAAUGUAUCUUCCCCUUCCCUUGUGGAAGAUAAACUUUGGUCUCAGAGUUGAAAUAUAAUAGUUGUUGUUGUCAGUUUGUCUGGAGGUAAAGGUGAAAACAUAAUAAAUACAUGUUUUAUUUGACAGUUGAACAACAGUGUUGUUGUACCUCUAUGGAUCUUGGGGCUCUUAUAUGUUCAGAUACUAGAGAGGUCCUGAGCUGAUCUUAAGGAUCAGUAUUGGUGCUGAUCCAGGCAUAGGUUAAUGGAUCAGUAUCAGCUAAAGUACCACAGCUCUAAAUCCAGUCCUGUCAUUACUGUACUCUGUGUUUUGUCCACCUCAGCCUUCUAGUGUUACAGCUCAUGUUUUUUAAGAUGCUCUAAUCAAAAUCUAAAGGGUUAAUUAAUCACAUGAAAAAUCAAAGUGACCUUUAAAAACCAAAACUAUGAUUAAAUGAAUAAAAUUUUUUGUGAAUGAAUAAAAACGAUAAUGUGAAAGA